Molecule: messenger RNA, 195 nt
Organism: Rubroshorea leprosula
Lineage: Eukaryota; Viridiplantae; Streptophyta; Magnoliopsida; Malvales; Dipterocarpaceae
Source: the annotation of a GenBank genome assembly
AAAUAGAAAAAAAAAAAAGGUGAGGGAGGAUGACCUCGCUCUGGGCGAUGAGAUACGCCUUGCAGAUCAUGGUGUCGAUUUUUCAGUUGGAAUUAUUAUCGUAUCGUAUCGGAGAUUGCCGUGUGGUCUGAACCCGAACUCGAUCAAGAACUCGACGCAAAUUUCUCUUGGAGUGCCGGAGGCCGUUGUCUUCGU